Cryptomeria japonica (Japanese cedar) is the source of this 2303-nucleotide messenger RNA. RefSeq names its product pentatricopeptide repeat-containing protein At1g74900, mitochondrial. The record is from RefSeq and is a predicted model, not a curated record. NCBI's taxonomy places the organism in Eukaryota, Viridiplantae, Streptophyta, Pinopsida, Cupressales, Cupressaceae. The coding region runs from base 207 to 1676 and encodes 489 amino acids. The transcript has 2 exons. Gene Ontology annotation, molecular function: protein binding.
GUUUCACUGAACAGUUGUUUUUACUACCAUCCUUCUGAUAGUUGUAUCUGGUGCUUAAUUUUUUUGUCCCUAAUGUUUAAUGACGGCAAAAUGCACAAAUAAGCCGGUUCCACGAAAUCUGCUGACAAUCAUCUGCGAAGAGAGACGGUAAGCGUCUCAACAGUUUCAGAGGCGGAGAGACAUGUUGCAGAGCUCAUACUCCUCUUAUGGCGAAAUGGGUAAUCGCAGUACAGGUAUGGAAUAAUCCUAACAAAUGCCCCCUUUUUCACUUCCUGUCAUAUCACUCUCAUACACAAUUAUUCGAACAAUCAGACCUGGAUAAAGCCACUGCAAUUCUUGUGCAAAACAAGGGGGACUCUCUAUAUUCAGGCCUCCAAAGCUCAGAAAUUCAAUGGUCUGCAAAUCUAGUAGAAAAAAUCCUUAAAAACAUAUGGAACGAUGGACCCCAAGCCUUGAAGUUUUUCAACUGGGUAGGGAAGCAGAGUGGUUAUAAACAUAGCACCGAGGCUUAUAAUUACAUCAUUGAUAUUUUAGGUAGAAUGAGAGACUACAGAACCCUGUGGCAUUUGAUGUCUAAUAUGAGGAGGGAGGGUUGUCCUCUAACGCCCAAAACAUUUGCUAUAAUAAUUGAGAGAUAUGUUGUACAAGGUAACGAAGAGAAGGCAACUAGGGUUUUCCUUUCAAUGCCUGAAUAUGGAUGCCCCCUUGAUUUGUCUGCAUUUAAUGCAUUUCUUGACACUUUGUGCAAGGCCAGAAAGGUUCAGAGAGCGGAGAGGCUUUUUAGGGAACUAAGGUAUCGGUUUCACCCUGAUGGUAUAACUUAUAACACACUUGCCAAUGGCUGGUGUAAGGUGAAGAAUAUUGACAGGGCUCAGAGAAUUCUCAAGGAAAUGAUCCACAGGGGAUUCAAUCCCACGCUUGUGACAUGUAAUACUCUUCUUCAUGGGUUUUUCAACACAGGUCAGGUCAAGGAGGCUUGGAGAUUUUAUAAGGAGAUGAAGCAGCGAGGGUGUUCACCAGAUGUCAUCACGUACACAACAAUUAUAUAUGGGCUUGGGAUGGCAGGGAAGGUUGAAAAGGCAAGCAAAGCUUUUAAAGGUAUGAUUAAGAAUGGUUGCCUUCCAAAUGUUGUGACUUAUAAUGCAAUGAUCCAGGUGCUCUGCAGAAAAGAUUCUGUGGCUGCUGGAUUCGUUGUCUUCAACGAUAUGCUUAGGAAAGGUUAUGUUCCUAAUUUGAAUACUUACAAUAUACUGAUAAGAGGGCUUUGCCAUGCUAAAGAAAUGGAUAGAGCUUUGGUGCUCAUGAAUGAGAUGAAAGAAAAGGGCUGUAAACCUGAUGCUCGGACGUACAAUAUUAUUAUUGGGUACUUUUGUGAUCUAGGUCAAAUUGAGAGAGCAACUAGAAUUAUGAAGAACAUGGAAGCGGGAGAAUGUCUUCCUAAUCUAGACACAUACCAUAUACUCUUGAGUGUCCUCUGUGCCACUAAAAAAUCUAAUGAUUUAGUGGAAGCUGGAAAACUUCUGGAUGAAAUGGUAGACAGGGGCUUUUAUCCUCGGCGCUUUGUAUUCAACCGUGUUAUUGAUGGACUUUUUAUUACUGGAAAUCAAGAAUUUGCGAAAGAACUUCUGAGAAAACAUAGCCAGAGUGCGCGUCUUCCAAGAGAUUUCAGAAUAUGAAGAAUAUAGUCUGUUUUUUGUUACAGUUAUGACCUUCAUUCAUUGCUUAGAUGAUUUCUGGAAUCAGAUUGCAGAGACGCUAUCAAGAUUGGAGCAAUUCUGUAGGAUUAACAAUUGAAAUCAUAUGGAUGUAAAACUGUCAACCAUCAAUAUUCAGGGGAAAUAUAAAAUCAUGCAGUUUGACUUUGCAAAUUUUUAUUAAAUGCAAAGCUUGCCUCAGCGGAUUUUCAAAAUUCAUUUGGUGUUAUUUUGAUUACCAUACCCCAUGGCUGGAAGCAUAUACCGAAGUUAUGGGCAAAGCAUUUGUAUUUCUUCAUAUGGCUGCAAUGCAGGAUACCCAGUCUUGAGCAUAUAAAUUACUCCACUAAGCAGAAAAAGAUUCUAUUUGUCUUAAAAAAUGGAGUUAAAGAACUCAGAAAAGGACUCUUUCAGGAAAGACAUUAUUCAAGCCUUGCAAGAGAAUCCAUUGAUCAGGAUAGAUUUGGUAUUAGCACAAGGAUUAGUUCAGCUAGCUCAAACAGGUGGUUUAGCUCUUAUCAAAAUUAGUUUGUUGAGUGCUCAAACAAGAAGGUUUUUUUAUCAAAGUAUAUUAAAUCAAUUAUUUUUUGAAAAGACUCUAUUAUCAUU